This is a messenger RNA of Manduca sexta (tobacco hornworm), 892 nucleotides long. RefSeq names its product NADH-ubiquinone oxidoreductase subunit 8-like. The record is from RefSeq and is a predicted model, not a curated record. Lineage: Eukaryota; Metazoa; Arthropoda; Insecta; Lepidoptera; Sphingidae. Gene Ontology annotation, biological process: mitochondrial respiratory chain complex I assembly; mitochondrial electron transport, NADH to ubiquinone. Gene Ontology annotation, molecular function: 4 iron, 4 sulfur cluster binding; NADH dehydrogenase activity. Bases 132 to 848 code for a protein of 238 amino acids. Gene Ontology annotation, cellular component: membrane. The transcript has 2 exons.
UUGACAUAAAAACCUGACGUUGUUGAAUGAAGUUGAUUCUUUUUUUCAACCAAAGACCAUUGGAGCAUAUCAUUUUGAUUAAAAGAGCAUAUUUAUAAUACUUUUGAAUUUCUAAACAAUCCAAAAGAAUCAUGUUUAUAACAAACCAUUUGUUCAAGACAAAUAAUAAGAAGACUCUCAUAACCUUGUUCAAUGUUCACAGAAGUUGUAGUGGUAAUCCGUGUGCGCCAGAGAAUUUGUCAUGCCCGCCCAGUUCUUGCCAACCAUGUCCUCCAUAUCCGCCGUUUUACUACAAUCCUCGCACAAAAUACGAAGUCAAUUUUAUAUACAUUAAUGAUAAGCCGCCAUCAACGACUAUGAAAGACUUUUUCGACCGAGCUUCGCAAACUAUCUUCUGGACGGAAUUAAUCCGAGGUUUCGCGGUGACUUUGGCUCACAUAUUUAAAGAGCCUGCUACAAUCAACUACCCAUUUGAAAAGGGUCCUCUGUCUCCGCGUUUUAGAGGCGAACAUGCACUGCGCAGAUACCCAACCGGUGAAGAACGAUGUAUAGCUUGCAAAUUGUGUGAAGCCAUUUGUCCAGCGCAAGCCAUUACAAUCGACGCCGAGGAGCGCUGCGACGGCUCACGUCGCGCGAUCCGCUACGACAUAGAUAUGUCCAAAUGUAUAUUCUGCGGUUAUUGUCAGGAAGCUUGUCCUGUUGAUGCUAUUGUAGAAGGCCCAAAUUUCGAAUAUUCAACAGAAACACGAGAAGAACUCAUAUAUAACAAGGAGAAAUUAUUGUUAAAUGGCGAUAGAUGGGAGCCGGAAAUAGCGAGCAAUAUCAAAGAUAAUCAUUUGUAUCGUUAAACAAUUAAUAGAUACAAUUAAAUAAUAUUCCUUCAAUUAUUGAA